Messenger RNA from Pomacea canaliculata, 3131 nucleotides. Its product is annotated as histone-lysine N-methyltransferase, H3 lysine-79 specific-like. The coding region runs from base 18 to 2492 and encodes 824 amino acids. The record is from RefSeq and is a predicted model, not a curated record. The transcript is spliced from 9 exons. NCBI's taxonomy places the organism in Eukaryota, Metazoa, Mollusca, Gastropoda, Architaenioglossa, Ampullariidae.
AAAAAGAAGAAAGAGAAAUGAAAGAGGAGUAUAAAAGAGAAUUGAAACAGAAAAAACGUCAAGAGGAAAAAGAAGAAAGAGAAAUAAAAGAGGAGGAUAAGAGAAAAUUGAAAAAGAAAAAACGUCAAGAGGAUGAAGUGGAUAGAUUAAAAGACUCGGUGAAGGAAAAGGAAGACAAGAAAGCAGACGCAGUAUUAAGAAGUGGGAAGAAAGCUGACGAGAAAGACUUAGUGGGGAGAAAGGGCCAGACUGGUGCACGUCGGCGCAAAGUCCCUUCGCAGACCUUGCAGGAACACAUAAAGAAAGAAAUACAUAAAGAAGAAGACGAAAAAAGAGAAGUUGAAACAGAGGAAGAAUCAGAAGAAAGUAUCGCAAGUAGCUCUUUGGAAGAUGAAGUCAAGGUGGAAGAAAAGACGAGAAGAAUAACACGUUUUACUUUGCCAGAAUCACCAGCAUCAUCAACAGCAGUGUUUUAUGAGUUCAGUCCUUCUGUAAUAAAUGAAACAGAAAAGGCAAAGGGGAUUGAUUUAUGGCGACAAGUGGUAAACAAAAUGGUGGAGUUCUCGCAUUCAGUGAAUAAACCAUUUGAAAGAAACUUAUUUGAAGUGUUUCUCAAGCUACAGCUCCAGAAUGCGAAGAAUAAAUUGACAUCAGACAAGGAAUUAAAGACGAUUGACUCGGAAGGAAUCGAACACGCAGUGUAUACACGUCAGAUUUCGAAAUAUCUCAUCCAAGUCAACAAGCUGCCUGCGGACCUCCGCUUUUUCGUGGAAGCAAACAGAUUCAAGAAACAAAUAACAUCUCACUUAAAGUGUUCUACGGAAAUCGGGAUACCAAUCGAAAAGGAAAACCCAAUCCUGGGCAUGCGCGCCAAAGCCAUCAUUGAGUGCUUUUUCCAGUCCGUGUGUGAACCAGUGGUUCAGAUCAACUUAUGUUCGGAAAAGUAUGCCUUUCAAAUAAUACAAGAUAUGCACAGUGGCUUGUCUGCUGACAUGUUCUAUGAUGUCUACCUUGCCCUUUUUUCUUUGCUAUUCAACAUGUGGAAAAUAUUUGCUCAUCAGUGGCUUUCGACGACUGGAGGGAAAUGGCGAGAAGAAAACAUUAAAAUUCUACUGACAUCCUUCAAGGACCCUAUCAUUGGGGAUUUUCCUCAUCCGGACGAACCAUCAGCAGACUACCUUCAUUUAACGCUGAGUAACUGUAAUAACAAGGAAAAGGACAAGGACGUGAAAGAUAUUACAGGAUCUAUGCUAAAAUUUACUAUUUCUCGUGGUGUUCGCCUUCUGGUCAAUGAGGCAGAGCAAAAGAAAUCAAGCAAACUGUCAUCACCGAAACCGUUAGCAAUAAACGAAAAUGGAAACAAUUUCUAUAAAGUGACUGAUGUAAAAAACAUGAGAGACAAUGUCUUUUUUGAGACCCAGUAUCAAAAUAAGGGAAAAAUUGAUCAAUCAAACAACUGUCCAGGAAACUCGGACAUGACCGAAUCUCACGUGGAAUUUCCUGUAUAUGCGAAAACCCUCGAAUGCAGAGAAAGAAAGAGGGACUUAGGUAUAGGAAGAAGUAAGGUACCGAAAACAUGCAACAACAUUUUACAGGAUCGAGAUUGUGUCGUCGCCAUGGAAGAGAGAGGACUAAACCAUCAACCACAACCAGAGCCAAAACAGAAGGGAGAAGUUUACAGCGCGCCAGAAGCAUGUUCAGAGCCAAAGGUAAUGAUAAGUAAACAGAUGGGUGGGGAAGAGGUAGAAGAAGAAGACAGCGUCACCAUAGAGGAGAGAGGACGAAAGCAUAAACUAAAGUCAGAGUCGAAACAGAAGGGAAAAACUUACAGCACGCCAAAAGUAUGUUCAGAGCUAAAGGCAUGUUCAGAGCCAAGAGUAAUGACAAGUGAACAGAUGAGUGGGGAAAAGAUAGAAGAAGAAGAUAAUGUCACCAUAGAGGAGAGUGGACGAAAGCAUAAACUAAAGUCAGAGUCAAAACAGAAGGGAGUAUCUUGCCGCCAGCAGAAAAGAAUGACAAGUGAACACAUGAUUGGAAAAAAUACAGAAGAAGAAAUAAACGACGGGACAUCGGCACAGAAAAAUCAAGUACCGAAUGAUAGGAGUGAGAGUCGAGAAAUUCAAAACAAGCAAAAGCUAAAGUUUAGGGGAGGUGACAAACAAACAGAUAAUAACAGCAACCAAAAGUUUACAAAACAAGCGGACAGAGAUACGAACACAUUGCAAAAAGAGAUGAGUGAGCAUGGAAAACAAGAUAACAAGUUACAAGCAGAAAAUCGCACUUUCAUGUGUGUUUCCGAUCAGCCUGAGGAGUUACAGCUGCUGAGCCCUGAUUUUCUGAGUCGGAGUCUUCCAAAGCUGGAUGGCUGUCUUCAGCUGCAGGACAGCCAGUCUGUAUGGGGGCCUGGCAAGAGGCCCUUUAAGGGCGAUUAUGCCGUGCAGGUCAGCAGAAUGAUCACUCUACUGUGUGAAAGCCGACAAGCAUCCCUGUGACUGUUAGGAUCACAAUCACUGUCAGCUGCCGGGUAUGUUAGCGUGGAGGAAAACAGUCAUUUCGUUGCUUAAGAGCGACCUUGUUGUGACCAGUGGCAAGCUUUGCGCAAAAAUCUGUUGAGCGUUGGGGACUGGACUACAACAAACAACGCAGGACGAGUAUUUUAACUCUUUGAAUGCGUUAAACUCUGACACAUAGCGGGGAACUGUCAGGAUAGGGGUUGUUGACCUGUUUAGCUUUCCCUGUGAUGUUGCUGGACUACCCGGCAAUUCGCAUGGGGUAUCUGUUUAUCGCAUAUGUUUUCUAGAUUUUUCACUUUUUGAACUUUUUAAAUACAUAUAUAAAACUAUUACUUUAUUUAUAUGCGUUUCUAGAUAUUUUCAUGUUUUUUACUUUUUCAAUAGUUUUAUAGCUUUAAUAGUUGCAAUGUCUACUCCAUGAAGGAAAGGUGACAAAAAAAUGCGAUUCGCUUUUUGUUUAGCCUUUAUUGUAAAGAUAUGACUGUUAAUAGGAGGAGAUUUUUGUUACUAUUAAUGAGUGAUUUUACAAUGUACCCUUGUUGAGGACCUUGACCUAUGAACUUUAAAAGCGGCAAUAAGAAUAAAGACGAUAUUAUGCCAUCAAAUCCUUGUGUGCGA